Messenger RNA from Brassica oleracea var. oleracea, 942 nucleotides. RefSeq lists its product as uncharacterized. The record is from RefSeq and is a predicted model, not a curated record. NCBI's taxonomy places the organism in Eukaryota, Viridiplantae, Streptophyta, Magnoliopsida, Brassicales, Brassicaceae. The coding region runs from base 1 to 942 and encodes 313 amino acids. The transcript is spliced from 3 exons.
AUGGACUUGCUUCUUUCCAACCAAGCUAAGCAAGAGCAGAUGAACUUUGUGGGUGGUCCUAAUCAAGAGGUUCCUCCCAAGAUCAAUGAGGUUGAUGGUUUGGAAGGCCAAGAAGAGCUGUGCUUCAUUAACAACAAUGGUUUUUGGUACAGGAAGGAGCCUAGCUUUCAGUACAACAACUACCAACAAAGGUCCUACUCUAACAACCAGCAAAGAGGACAAAAUAACCCUCUUGGUUUCAACAAUAACAACAAUCAGUCUACUCAGGCUCAAGGACGUUCUUCCCAAGCUCCAGCUUCAGAUACAAGUGUGGAUGCAAUGUUCAAGAAACUCUUGGAUUUUCUGGCAAAGAAUGAGAAGACAAUGGGGUAUGAGCUCAAGAACAUUCACUCCAAGAUUGAUGGAAGCUACAAUGAGCUUAACAACAAGAUCAGACAUUUGGAGAACCAGUUUGCUUCAAUGAAUUCUCAACCAAGUCGCCAACAAGGGGAAUUACCUGGAAAGCCAGAGCAAAAUCCCAAGGAAACUAUGAAAGCAAUCACCCUACGGAGUGGUAAACAGUUAUCUCCAAGAAUUCUCACCAAGGAUGGUGAAAAGCAAGAGAAAAAGACAGUGAAACAUGGUGAAACUGCUACUCCAACAAAGGACUCCUCUUUUGUUCCUCCUCCCUAUGAGCCAAAGCUACCAUUCCCUGGAAGAUUCAAAAGACAGCUAUUGGAGAAAUACAAGGCACUCUUUGAGAAACAAAUAAGUGAAGUUCAGGUCACAAUGCCCAUCAUUGAUGCUUUUAUGCUGGUUCCUCAAUACAGCAAAUUCUUGAAAGAUGUUGUAGCUGCAAAGAAGAAAGAGAUGGAGGGCAUGAUGAUCUUUACCCACGAGUGCAGUGCCAUUAUCCAGAAGUUAGAUGUUCCAAGGAAGCUAGUGGAUCCGAACCAGUUCUGA